GUUGACUCGACACAAGGCAAAAGCCCGUUGAACCCUUUUCAUUUCUGAAAACAAGGCCAUCAUGAAGUGUCUUCUUCUUCUUCUCAGUCUUACGGGGCUGUCGUCUGCCAUCUUCGUUAACAACGCCGCGUCGAGAUGUCCCAUCACUGUUUCGCAGGCUGAAGAGGUGUGCGGUGCCUUGAGGAAGCGCAGCAACCACUUCACUGCUCACCCGACAGAGUGCGCUGCUUUCGUCCAGUGUGAUGGUCUGGCACAGGCCACCGUCACCGCCGUACCUGAGGGCACCAUGUGGGACAACGAAGUGGGAGCCGCCGUCCACCUGCAGGCCAGCAGCUGCCCCCAGAGUCCCUGCCGUAUAAAUCACGACAUCAGUGACUGCAGCACGUGCUAUGGUUACCUGACCUGCCAGAACAACGAAGUUGUCUCCGCUUACUGCCCAGACGGCCAGAGUUUCAGCAGAACCGAGUCACGAUGCGUUUCUGAUCCCACAUGCCGAAGGAUUGCCGAACAGGAAACUCUGAAUUCCUGCACACCAAUACCCAACACCAACGCUUACAGAAGGACUGGACUAUCGCGUGGUAUUCCGUAUUCUGUUGACGUCACCUGUCCCGCUGCAACCGUCAUGAACACUACGUCAUGCGUCUGCGUCCACAGCGACGUCUGUCCAGUUGUCCUUGGUGAUCUUCAGAACCUAGAAUGCAAAGGCGAAACCACCCAAUAUUCUGUUCAAGGUCUGGAUACCAACGAACUCACUGGCGACUUCACUUUCACCGUUAGUGGCUUAACCAUCAGCAACGCCGCAUCAGGAGUUGUCGCUCUUGCGAGCAACUCUCGGUUUGAUGCACCAGGAUGUGAUCAUCCGACCUUUGAACUUGUACUGGACACUCUCCAGCGAACUGUCACACUGACAGCAGUCAGCGUGGAGCCUAAGACUGCGACAAUCUCAGCACAAAUAUCGAACCCUUCCAACGUGAACGAAAUCCGAGUUGAGCGUCGGGGAGUCACCAUUGCCCUUUACAUCAACGGCAACAAAGGAGGCGAAAGUAGCGUUCUCGGAGCUGAACGUCUAGCCAGCACAUUGUGCAGCUUGGACAUUUGCAAUUCCUUCAACAGGAACAGCCUCCAAGGCCAGAUCAGCAGAGUGAAACUUGUGCGUGAGUGCAGAUCACAGUAGUGAUCAGGACAUCGACUGCGACUACAGCAGCUCUGUACCUUCACUGCCUACAGUCUUCUGGCACACGAAGAUAACAAUAGUAUUUGACUAAAUUUGUGUGCACUUGACAUGGUACAAAGUAAUAAGCAUGUCAAACUAUUGUUUUCUGUAAUACUGACUUUGUCAAGUAAGAUUGUUUGACAAUAAAUUGCUAUCCGC
Pomacea canaliculata is the source of this 1372-nucleotide messenger RNA. RefSeq lists its product as uncharacterized. The record is from RefSeq and is a predicted model, not a curated record. Lineage: Eukaryota; Metazoa; Mollusca; Gastropoda; Architaenioglossa; Ampullariidae. Gene Ontology annotation, cellular component: extracellular region. Gene Ontology annotation, molecular function: chitin binding. The transcript is spliced from 9 exons. The coding region runs from base 62 to 1174 and encodes 370 amino acids.